AUGGACGAACCUCCCGAACCAAUUGCAAGUGAUUAUGUGGAACUUGGAACCUUAAUCGUUUUAUUUCUUAUAGGUGGUCCUAUAAAUUUAGUUGCAUAUACUCAGAUCGCUGAACGACCAUCCACUACUCGUUUAGAUAUUUUAAAGAGGCAUCUUAAUUAUUCUGAUCUCUUAGUUUUAUUCGUCUACGUACCAUCUCGAGCUUGUUGGCUUCUCACAUACGACUGGAGAGGCGGCGAUUUUUUAUGCAAACUUAUCAAAUUUUUCCAUACAUUCUCAUUUCAAAUAUCAUCAAAUGUAAUUGUAUGUAUUGCACUCGAUCGUCUUCUUUCAAUUAUUUCACCGAAUCAUCGCUCACCGGAAAAAGCGCAACGCCGUACGAAAAUUAUGUUAAUAACUGCAUGGAUAACAGCGUUUUUCAUUAGUACACCACAAUUCGCUGUAUGGAAAACUUUUUUGGCGUUCGAACACUUAAAUUGGAGCCAAUGUAUGCAGAUAUGGGAAAUAAUUCGAGUUGAACAAUCAUCGUUAAAUAAUACUAUUAUAAAUUCUGGACAAUUAAUGGAUGAAGAAAAUAUUUAUGUUAUAAUUCAUAUGAUGUUAAUAUUUUGGGUUCCUGCAACUAUUGUUUUGGUACCAACAACGCUUUUCUUUGCCUUAUAUUUUUAUAAUUUCUAA
This is a messenger RNA of Dracunculus medinensis (Guinea worm), 678 nucleotides long. The record is from the annotation of a GenBank genome assembly. Lineage: Eukaryota; Metazoa; Nematoda; Chromadorea; Rhabditida; Dracunculidae.